AUGAGGAUCAUGUUUGAAAUUCUGCAGGACCUGGCUCAUAAUUUGCUCUCCUGCAUUAGUGGGCUUUCAGCUCCUUCUGAGCUUCCUAGUGUCCCCUCUGAGCUUCCUAGUCCCUCUGAGCCCUUUAGUGCCCCUUCUGAGCUCCCUAGUGUUUCCCCCAAGCUUCCUAGUGCUCCACCCAAGCUCCCUAGUGCUCUUCCCAAGUCUCUGCCCCCUAGUUCUCCCUUCGUGUCUCCCAGUGCUCCCAUUGUUCCCUCGUCACCCCCUAGUGUUCCCUCAUUGCCCCCAAAUGGCCUUUCUUUGCCCCCUAGUGACCCUUCUGAGUCUCCUCCCCUUAGUGUUCCUUCUAAGACCCAGCCUCCUACUGACCCCUCUGAGCUUCCCAGUGCCUUCCCUGAGAUCCCUAGUGUUUCCUCGUCCUUCCCUAGUGUUUUCACUGUUCCUUCAUCACCUCCUAGUUCUCCUCCCGAGUUCCAGCCUCCAAGAGGUCCCAGAACUCCACCGUUGCCUCCAGGAGUCCAGCUGUGCACCAACGUCGCCCGCGCCGUUGACGUUCUGUGGUUACUGCCUGCAGUGCCGCGGACGUCGUCCACCUGA
This is a messenger RNA of Gambusia affinis (western mosquitofish), 597 nucleotides long. RefSeq names its product proline-rich receptor-like protein kinase PERK2. The record is from RefSeq and is a predicted model, not a curated record. NCBI's taxonomy places the organism in Eukaryota, Metazoa, Chordata, Actinopteri, Cyprinodontiformes, Poeciliidae. The coding region runs from base 1 to 597 and encodes 198 amino acids. The transcript has 2 exons.